This is a messenger RNA of Panicum virgatum (switchgrass), 3720 nucleotides long. RefSeq lists its product as uncharacterized. The record is from RefSeq and is a predicted model, not a curated record. Gene Ontology annotation, molecular function: RNA-DNA hybrid ribonuclease activity; nucleic acid binding. The coding region runs from base 1 to 3720 and encodes 1239 amino acids. The transcript is spliced from 2 exons. NCBI's taxonomy places the organism in Eukaryota, Viridiplantae, Streptophyta, Magnoliopsida, Poales, Poaceae.
AUGAGGAUUGUGGCGUGGAACUGCCGGGGGUUGGGGAAUGGCCCGGCAGUUCGUGGUCUUCUGGAUGUCCAGAAGGAGGACCCCGAUGUCUUGUUUCUCUCCGAAACAAAGCAUGGUAAGAAAUGGAUGGAGGGCUUUAGGUGGAGGCUGAAGAUGACAAAUAUGGUAGUGAAGGAUAGUGAAGGGACGAGAGGCGAUUUGGCACUAUUUUGGAAAAAGGAGGUGAAUUUGAGGGUGUUGAGCUGGUCCAGAUAUCAUAUUGAUACUAUAAUUAAGGAGGGGGAUGAGAGUGCUUGGAAGGUUACUGGAAUAUAUGGAGAGUCCCGUUGUGAAGAGAAGGAGAAAACUUGGAGACUACUACGUAUCUUACAGCAUCACAGUAAGCUUCCAUGGCUGUGUUGUGGUGAUUUUAAUGAGAUCCUGUUUAAUUGUGAAAAGGAAGGAGGUCCCCCUAGAGCGGAGAGAAGUACGCUGAAAUUCAGAGAAGCGCUAGAGGAGUGUGAUUUGCAUGAUUUGGGAUUUGUUGGAGAUGUGUUCACAUGGAGGAAUCAUCACCAUUGGGCGGCCAGUUAUGUCAGGGAAAGGUUGGACAGGGCGGUGGCAAAUAGUGCAUGGCAGGCUCGCUUCCCUUUGGUCCGUGUUAUUAAUGGUGACCCUCGUCAUUCAGAUCAUAGACCCAUCAUUGUGGAACCAGGUGUGAAGGAAAAAUCUCACUGGAGGGAACCACUAGAGUUUAUGAAGAAAUUUGAGGCGAGGUGGUUGGAGGAGGAGGAGUGUAGUGAAAGGGUGAAGGAGGCAUGGGAAAAUGAUAUCAGUAGCCAAAUUGAGGAAGUUCUUGACUGUUUGCAACAAAAGAUUACUCGGGAUAUGAAUGACAACUUGACAGCACCUUUCUCAAGUGAUGAAGUUUGGGCAGCGCUAAAGGAUAUGGGUGAACUCAAAGCGCCAGGGGCUGAUGGCAUGCCAGUGGUUUUCUAUAAGAAAUUCUGGUCACUAGUGGGAGAAAAGGUUAAGGAGGAAGUGCUUGCUGUGCUAAACGGGGCUGUCAUGCCGGAAGGAUGGAAUGAUACUGUCAUUGUUCUAGUUCCAAAAACCAAGUCACCAGAGAAAUUGAAGGACUUAAGGCCAAUUAGCCUGUGCAAUGUAGUGUACAAACUCAUCUCAAAAGUCUUAGCAAACAGGUUAAAAGUGGUGUUGCCGGAGAUCAUCUCGCCAUCUCAAAGUGCGUUUGUACCAGGGAGACUAAUUACUGAUAAUGUCUUACUAGCUUAUGAGCUCACACACUAUCUAAAUCAAAGGAGGUGGGGCAAAAAUGGAGUGGCUGCUAUCAAAUUGGAUAUGAGCAAAGCUUAUGACCGGGUCGAAUGGUGCUUCCUAGAGAAAAUGAUGCUGAAAUUGGGAUUUGCAGUGCAGUGGGUGGAAAGGGUGAUGAAGUGUGUUUCGACAGUGAGCUAUCACAUUAAAGUCAAUGGGGAUCACUCCAACAAAAUCUAUCCACAGAGAGGGUUGCGCCAAGGGAAUCCCUUGUCUCCUUAUCUUUUCAUCUUGUGUGCAGAGGGUCUUUCAGCAUUGCUGCAGAAAGCAGAGGAGCAGGGCCGAAUUGAGGGGAUAAGAGUGUGCAGGGAAGCCCCGAGAAUUAACCACCUUUUCUUUGCAGAUGAUUCACUGAUUUUGAUGCGAGCCAAUAAGGGGGAUGCACAAGAGUUAAAGAGGAUUUUACAAGUUUAUGAGACUAUCUCGGGACAGGUGAUCAAUAGAGAUAAAUCUGAUGUCUUGUUCAGUCCAAAUACUAGCUCUGAUGACAAGGAGGAGGUGAGACAAGCACUCAAUAUUGUCCUAGAAGCGAAGAAUGAGAAAUACCUGGGGUUGCCGGUCUCAAUUGGGAAAUCAAGGAAAAAAGCUUUUGAAUACAUAAAGAAAAAAGUUUGGUUCCGGAUUCAGGGGUGGCAGGAGAAAUUGUUGUCCAAGGCAGGAAAGGAAAUUUUAGUAAAAGCAGUGGCUCAAGCUAUUCCAACCUAUGCUAUGUCCUGUUUCGAGCUGACUAAAGGGCUUUGUGAUGAGCUGAGUUCCAUGAUUGGUAGAUGGUGGUGGAGCCAGAACAACGAGGAUAAUAAAAUUCAUUGGCUGGCAUGGGACAAGCUAACCCUCCCAAAAAACAAGGGAGGCCUGGGUUUCCGAGAUCUCUAUUUGUUUAACCAGGCCAUGCUAGCUAGACAAGCAUGGAGACUAUUGGUUUCCCUAGAUACUUUAUGUGGUCAGGUGCUAAAGGCCAAAUAUUUUCCCAAUGGUACUAUCUUGCAAUGUGAGGCACGUGAUGGGAUCUCUUACACAUGGAGAAGUAUCUUGAAAGGAGUGGACUUGAUUAAGGAGGGGGUCAUCUGGCGGAUAGGAAAUGGUGAAUCAGUGAAUAUUUGGACGGAUCCAUGGAUUCCACAUGGCAAAACGAGAAGACCGGCUACUUAUAGAGGGGCUGUUGUAUUGACAAGGGUAGUGGAUUUACUGGAUCCAGUUUCCGGGUCAUGGGAUGAGACCUUAGUGAAGGACACCUUUUCAGAGUUUGAUGCUGAAGCUAUUCUAAAAUUGAGAGUUAAUCUAGAUAUGGAGGACAGGCAUGCCUGGCAUUUUGAUAAAAAGGGGUUGUUCUCGGUAAAAUCAGCAUAUAAACUGGCCAUACAGAGAAGAGAAAAUGAGAUGGGCAGGAAUGCAGCAAGUUCUGAGUCAUUGCCAGUGGGAAACUCGGGGUUUAGGUGGGAUAAAAUAUGGGGGAUGAAGGUCCCAAACAAGGUGAAAAUGUUUAUUUGGCGCUUAGUGCAUAAUAGUUUGGCGGUGCAGCGAAAUUUGCUCCGCAGAGGCAUGAAGGUGGACACCCUCUGUCCCAUGUGUCAAAGGUUAGAAGAGGACCCCGGGCAUCUUUUUUUCAAAUGCAAAGGAGUGAAGGAGUGCUGGAGGAGGCUAAAUCUAGAGGAAUACCGGAUCAUUUUAGCUGCUUGUCACUCUGGAAAGGAUAUGAUGCAGACAAUCUGGUCUCUCCCAUCACAGAUUCAAUUGCAAAUUAUUGUCCUCUUGUGGAGAUGGUGGUCAGCAAGGAAUAAGGCAAAUGCGGGGGAUAAAAGACCCACAGGUCCUGAGGUAUGCUCGCUGGUGACUUUUUAUGUCUGUGAGUUUGAGAAAGGUCGCAAGUCAGACAAUAUAUUUCAGCAAGUCAAACAACAGAGAUGGGAGCCGCCUCCUGAAGAUGUGUAUAAGAUCAACACUGAUGGGGCUUUUAGAGCAGUUACAAAUCAAGGAGGUUGGGGUUUUGUUGUGAGAAACAGAGUGGGUGAUUUUCUAGAAGGUGGUUGUGGUAAUCUGCGUAGGGUGGCCUCCUCUUUUCAAGAUGAAGCUCUUGCUGUCUUACAUAGUGUGGUGAGAGUUUUGCAGCUGGGAAUAUCAAGAAUCAUCCUUGAGACUGAUGCAUCUGACUUAGUCAGGGGUCUGACUUCUACUGAUCUUGAUCAAAGUGUGGAUGGCAGCCUACUCAAGCAAAUCAGGGAUUUCAUUGAUUCAUCUUUUGAUCAGUGUGUCAUUCGGCAUUGUCCGAGAAAUUGCAACAAAGUGGCAGAUUGCCUUGCAAUGUAUGGGGCGAGUGAGGUUAGCUCUGGUUCAGUUGUGUUCAUGAGCCAAGUCCCCUCUUUUGUUGCCAACUUGGUCCUGGGUGAUCAGGUUGGAUUUGCUGUUUAA